GGCGCAGCGGCGGCACUCAGACUGAUCCCGGUCUCCCACCUGCAGACCUCCGCGUUGCUUGAACAGCGAGGACGCCUCUCUUCCAAACUAACCCGUGUUUGUGGCUCCUCCCCGCACUGAUUAAAUGCCCGCUCGGCUUGUGAGUCUGCUGCAGUUGUAGUGUUGCAGUGUUGACAGAGGAGCUGUAGAGCCCGGGACUCCAGUCAUUCUGACAGCAGGGAGGCAAACAUCUGAGCACCCUGAUUAUCCAAGAAGCUCCAGUCAUGAAGACCAUUCUUGCUGCAUACUCGGGCGUUCUUAAAGGCACCGGCUCUAGCAUCCUCUCUGCCCUGCAGGACCUGCCCUCGGCGUUCUGGCCCUGCAGAUCCAAGAUGGAAAAACAUCUGCAGGUCAUUUCGGUGCUGCAGUGGGUCAUCAGCUUCUUAGCCUUGGGUGCUGCCUGCACUUUGCUGCUGCUCUACAUGUUCUGCACUGACUGCUGGGUUAUUGCUGCCAUGUACAUCGCGUGGCUCAUCGUUGACUGGAACACCCCAAAGCAAGGUGGGAGGAGGUCAUCUUGGGUGAGGAACUGGACGGUGUGGACAUAUUUCCGAGACUACUUUCCCAUCAGGCUAAUUAAAACCCACAACCUGCUGCCCAGUCGAAACUACAUUUUUGGCUACCAUCCCCACGGCAUUUUCUGUUUCGGUGCUUUCUGCAACUUCGGGACAGAGGCCACGGGGUUCUCUAAGAAAUUUCCAGGCAUCAAGCCGUCUCUUGCGACCCUGGCAGGAAACUUCCGCUUCCCCAUCCUUCGGGACUACCUGAUGUCUGGAGGGAUCUGUCCAGUGAACAGGAACUCCAUCGACUACCUGCUGACGCGUAACGGGACGGGAAAUGCUGUCGUCAUCGUUGUCGGAGGAGCAGCGGAGUCUCUGCAGUGUGCUCCGGGCAUGAAUUCUGUCACCCUGAAGAACCGUAAAGGUUUCGUGAAGCUGGCCUUACAGAAAGGGUCUGACCUGGUUCCAGUUUAUUCCUUUGGAGAAAACGAGGCCUACAAGCAGGUGAUCUUCGAGGAAGGGACCUACUGGAGAUCGCUCCAAAAGAAGUUCCAGAAGAUCUUAGGCUUUGCUCCGUGCCUUUUCCAUGGACGUGGCCUCUUCUUUGGCAACUCCUGGGGCAUCGUGCCUUAUAGCAAGCCUAUCACGACCAUAGUUGGGGAGCCGAUCACUGUGCCAAAAAUUGAGGAUCCAACUGACGAGAUCGUGGAUAUGUACCAUGAAAUGUACAUCACGUCCCUCCAGUGCCUUUUUGACAAGUACAAGACCCGGUUUGGCCUGAAAGAAACCGACAGCUUGUACAUCAACUGAAAGGACGAGGGGGGUGCCCCCGAUGAAGCUCUGAAUUGUGGCAGAAUCUUCAGACGCCUCCGCUGCCCCCUUCCCCACCCUGUCCCCUGUCCCCGUCCAAGUCUUGGUGCCUGGUUUUGGAGUGAAAACUCUACACGUUAGCACAUUUGCUACAGAAACCUUUGCUCUCUGCAUCGUUAAACACACACACACAUGCAAACAUAAGCAUAGUUCCUUCUCAGGAAAAUAGCAGGUUUGAGAGUAGCCACCUCUUCCUGCCGCUGCCAUCAGGUUAAAUAGUUCUCGCUUGGACAAAGUUACACCAAGUCAUACACACACAGAGAAAGUGUGCCUUUUUGUUGUUUCCAUUUCUCACUUAAGACCUUAAGAGUUUGGACUUGGUCUUAUCAGUGCAGAGGAGGGUAAGUUCCACUAGAUGGAGCUGGAAGGUAAACAUGCAGGAUUUAAAUGAAGUGCCAAUGUUCAUCCAUAUAAUUCUCCCUAAGUGGUUUAGGAUAAUAUUAUAUGCUAAAUGCACAAACAAUGCAAAUGGAAGCUACCACUUUAUUAUUGGGAUGAUAAGCCCAAAGAUUAAUUGAGCCAAAAAAAACCUAUAUUGUUCCCACAGUCGCAUGUAUUUCUACUGUAUGAAAUCCGAAAGAAUUCUACAGGGUGGAUUUAUAUUGUGGACGCACAACACGCGUGUGCCUGUGAUUAUAGAGUGCCAUAAAGUAUUAAAUGUAUUCUAUAGAGAGGAAAGAGCCUUUUUUUUUUUUUUUUUUUUUUUAAGUGCCUGUCCCCUCGAUGAAUAUUUCUGAUGCACUUUUUGUAUUGCUGAUUUUCUUCUGAGGUUUUUGUCUCAAGUAUAAUGUCUCUGAUAUGAGAAUCUCCCCCCGGACAGUCAUUGUGCUGCUUGUUUUGAUUUCCCUCUCAUGUCCUGCUGGCGUCUAUGUCUGGAUGGGUUUUGUCUACAGGGAUUGUGUUGUAUCUUCAAGCAUGUUGAAAAGUUUUGAGCUGCAGUUGACGGAAAGAAGUUUUUUGUGGGUGAAAAUCUUGAUGAUGAUUCCAGUAUACCGCUGAUCUCUUUUGUAACUAUGCCAUGGGUGAUAAUUGAAAAGGAAGGGAUUAUACCGGGUUUAUUGCUGGUAUUAUGUCAUGUCUGAGAGUGUUACUAGUACUUUUGAGAAAUAAGAGUAUGUAAGUAGAGAAUAUAUCCCGGGAAUCAUCAAAAUAAGUAAGCAAAGUGUGAUGUUGAUGGGCGUUAAAUUAUAAGAUUGUCAUUUGAAGAGCAAUGGUUUCACCGUGGUGACGUCUUAUAAAGAGCUGUGUAAUCCAUGUGCAAUAAAUUUGCAAGGAAUGAACGGCAUCAUCUGUCUGCCAAUAUUUAAAUUAAACUUUUGUAUGUUUUCAGAAGGA
This is a messenger RNA of Larimichthys crocea (large yellow croaker), 2744 nucleotides long. It is a transcript of the gene dgat2, whose product is annotated as diacylglycerol O-acyltransferase 2. Gene Ontology annotation, molecular function: diacylglycerol O-acyltransferase activity. The record is from RefSeq and is a predicted model, not a curated record. Bases 264 to 1349 code for a protein of 361 amino acids. NCBI's taxonomy places the organism in Eukaryota, Metazoa, Chordata, Actinopteri, Sciaenidae. Gene Ontology annotation, biological process: triglyceride biosynthetic process. The transcript has 8 exons. Gene Ontology annotation, cellular component: endoplasmic reticulum membrane.